UGUUUCCUUCUCCCAUUCACACACAAUUUCCGGUUCUUAAAUUUUCUCCGUUUCUUUUGACGGAACAGAACGACCGUAAUGGUUAUCGAUGAUAUGUUGAAGAUGAGCAUCAUGAUCGUCCAUGGAGGUUCCUCUGCCUCUCGAUUCCUCGAUGCGUAUCUCAAAAGUUAUAAUAUAGAUAAUUUAUUGUGCUUUAAUUUUCUCUCGCGGGUGUGUGGGGAAUUUGUUAUUUGACUGAGGAAUAAUCUAUGCUUAUGGUGGAGGGAGUUAUUGUGGAGGUUAUUAGAUUAUGAUGAAGGUGUUUAUAAGGUUGUUUUCUUGAAUUUUUUCUUGGAAUAUUAUGGAAAAAUUAUUCAAACUACCAGCAACAACGAUACCCACAGAGGAAACAAGUUGAAGUAUGGGAGAUUCUCUUCUUACGGCCUUGUCAAUGGAGAAUCAUCAUCCAUCUACUCUCUUAUCAAUGGAUUUCAGUGGCUCCACUCAUGACGAUUUGGAUUUGGAGAUGAGUCGCCAAAUCAUUCUUCCCCGUCCGCCGGAUAUCAAUUUGCCACUGUCAGCUGAGCGUAGCCCGCCUCCACAGUCGUGGAAUUCAGAUACCUGUGACAUCUUAGAUGUGGGGCUCAGUUCUCAAGCAUAUGAGCCUGAAACCUAUCUUAAUAUCCCUAAGAUUGGACGCAAAUGCGCCAAGCGAGUUGAUAGUAUUUGGGGUGCUUGGUUUUUCUUCAGUUUCUAUUUUAAGCCUGUGUUGAAUGAGAAAUCAAAAGCCAAGAUUAUCAGGGACAGCAAUGGUGUUUCAGGGUUUGAUAAAUCUGAUCUCAAGCCUGAUGUUUUUAUGGUUCAACAUGACAUGGAGAACAUGUACAUGUGGGUUUUCAAGGAGAGGCCUGAGAAUGCAUUGGGGAAGAUGCAACUGAGGAGUUACAUGAAUGGGCAUUCUCGCCAAGGUGAGCGCCCAUUUCCAUUUAGUGUGGAUAAGGGAUUUGUUCGAUCACACAGGAUGCAGAGGAAGCAUUACAGAGGACUGUCAAAUCCCCAGUGUGUGCAUGGAAUUGAGGUUGUUCCGUUACCCAAUCUUAUGGGUCUUGAUGAGGAGGAGCGAAAGAGGUGGAUGGAACUCACAGGAAGGGAUUUGAAUUUUACCAUUCCAACUGAAGCAAGUGAUUUUGCUUCGUGGAGAAAUCUUCCAAACACAGAUUUUGAGCUUGAGAGGCCUCCUCCUCCAAUAAAGAGUGCUUCCAACUUGCACUCAAAGAAGCUGCUUAAUGGCUCUGGCCUUAAUUUGUCAACUCAACCAUCUAGCCACAGCAAUGGUGAUGGGAUGGACCUAUCACCCGUCAGCAGCAAAAGGAGGAAGGACUUUUUCCCGCAUGGGAAUGAUGAUGAUUGCUGUUUGGCUGUUAAUCCACCUUCUGACCGGAUUUGUGAUAUGGAAAUUCAGCCAAAUGAGCCACAUUGGUUGCAUGACUUCAGUGGUGUGAUGAAAGAUGUUUACGGACCUGUUACUGCUGCAAAAACAAUUUAUGAGGAUGACAAAGGUUAUUUGAUCAUUAUCAGCUUGCCAUUUGUGGAUCUUCAGAGGGUGAAAGUUUCCUGGAGGAACACUUUGACUCAUGGGAUUAUAAAGGUAUCUUGUGUGAGCACAUCAUGUGUGCCAUUUAUCAAGAGACAUGACAGAACUUUCAAGCUUUCAGAUCCAGAAUCAGAGCAUUGCCCUCCCGGUGAGUUCAUCAGAGAAAUCCCACUUUCAACUCGAAUCCCUGAAGAUGCAAACAUCGAAGCCUACUACGAUGGACCUGGAUCUGUGCUUGAAAUUAUGGUUCCAAAGCUCCGGGUAGGCUCAGAAGAACAUGAGGUUCGUGUUUGCCUACGCCCUCACCUUGGAGGAAAUGAUCUUAUGUUGACCUAGGGCAUGUAAUGAAGAAUUACAAGGGUGCUUGCAAUAGCUGGUGCUUCAUUGAUUGGCUGACGGUUGCAACAUACAGUGUAAUCUAUGAAACAAAAUGUGCCCCUAUUACUUUAAUCUCUUAUUCAAUGUUUUGUUCACUAAUUGCUAUGUUUCUUAUCCCAGUGUUUCUGUUUAGCAGUUGACUGUAAUUACAAUUGAUUUUUGAAAUUGUAUCAGUUAUAGUCAUCUGUAUCAAGUAUUAAAACCUUGAGUCCAUUUGUUGGUGGGACAACAUUUACUUGGACUUUACUUUAGAUUUGAAGAAAGAAGAUUCCCAAGGUAAACUUUCA
This is a messenger RNA of Mangifera indica (mango), 2238 nucleotides long. RefSeq lists its product as uncharacterized. The transcript is spliced from 2 exons. The record is from RefSeq and is a predicted model, not a curated record. NCBI's taxonomy places the organism in Eukaryota, Viridiplantae, Streptophyta, Magnoliopsida, Sapindales, Anacardiaceae. Bases 401 to 1909 code for a protein of 502 amino acids.